Molecule: messenger RNA, 2348 nt
Organism: Vespa mandarinia (Asian giant hornet)
Lineage: Eukaryota; Metazoa; Arthropoda; Insecta; Hymenoptera; Vespidae
Biological process (GO): regulation of transcription by RNA polymerase II
Cellular component (GO): nucleus
Molecular function (GO): sequence-specific double-stranded DNA binding; DNA-binding transcription factor activity, RNA polymerase II-specific
Source: RefSeq, a predicted model, not a curated record
GACACGGUUGCGCUCCGACAAAGACCUCGCGAGUGAGCUUCUUCAACAUUCAACGACGCUCACGUUUGUCACUGAGAAAGAGAGACACACACACACAUACACACACACACACACACACACAUAUAUAUAUAUAUACAGACGCAUACAUAUAUAUGUAUAUAUAUAUCAUUUGUCUUUUUUUAUUUCUUAUAUAUCAAGAACGAGGACAUUAAUCAGUGCAAAUCAUCAGAAAAAUCUUUGUCUCUGGAUAGUAUUAAAUCAGAUCCGUCUGUCUCUCUCUUUCUCUCUCUCUCUCUCUCUCUCUCUCUAUUUCUCUCUCUCUCUUUCUCUUUCUCUCUUUCUCUCUCCCUCUCUCUCUGUCUCUCUCUCUCUCUCUUUCUUCACCAAUUUCUCAGUUUGAAAAUUGUCAACUUUAUUUUAUUCUCCAUUGGAUGAAAAAUUGGUUGGGAAAACUUCGAAAGAGGCUAGAUUUUCCCUAGGGAUAUUCUACCUAGGGAGUUAUUCCAUUAUGGAGAUCUAUGAGAACACUUAAACAAGAAUCUAAAUAUAAUAUUGUGAAUCUCAACGAAGAAUCAACGAAAGUUAGCCUAGAGACUUAAUUUAGAAUCGAAUAAUCAUCAUUUAGGGGAAGUUAAGAAAGAAGAAAGUUUAUUUGAACGUGGAUGUAACGGAGCGUCGGACGUCGAAUGGACGUGAGUUAGGGGCCUAUCGUGAAGCAAUCGUGUUAAAAAUUAAGUUUAUCUAAAAAUCGAAAGGAAUAAAACGAGACAAAUCUAUAUACAUAUAUAUAAACAAAAAGUUCCUAAGUCAUAAAGAAAUAAUAAUAAUAAUAAUAAGAAGAAGAAGAAGAAGAAGAAGAAGAAGAAGAAAAAGAGAGAAAAAAGAAGAAGAGGAAGAAGAAGAAGAAGAAGAAGAAGAAGAAGAAGAAGAAGAAGAAGAAGAUAGUCAUCUUACAAGAUGACAUUUUGAAAAUUCUAAAAGGAAAAGAAAUUUGGGCGAAGGACAGCAAGAUGCCGCAACGCUCGCCGUUCGCGAUUCAGGAGUUAUUGGGUCUCAAUGGUACCGGAAAUGCAAGUGGUACCGAUCGAGGCUCGCCUCAAGGAUCGCCACCCGCCGGCGUAUCGGCGGUUUCUUAUGCGCCAACUGCACCUCAUCACAAACUCUGGGAUUACAUGCCUAGCUUGACGAAUCAUCUUGGUAAUCUUGGGAAUCUUGGAAAUCUUGGAAAUUUGACGGCCUCGCGUAUGGCCUACCUGAAUGCUCAGGCUGCCGUCGCGGCUGCUUUUCUACCACCACCUCAUCCACAUCCUGCGCAUCACGUACCUCAUCAUCAGGUACAUCAACCAGGUCAACUUCCUGCCUCACCUGCUGGUGUCAAUGUUCAUCCAGCGGCACACGCGCAACAUGUACUUCCUGGGACCGCCGUUACUGCUAAUCAUCAUCAACAUAGUCCGACUCAGCAUACACCACCUCAUGGAUUCUCUCAGACGAAAGGGACCUUCUCGAAUGCAAGUCCAGGUGUUGGACAUAACAUUGAAUCCGGCAAGGACUUCACAGUCGAUGGUCUCUCUGGUUUUAGUAAAAAGAAGAAGAAGAAACGUCGUCAUAGCUCCAGGACGAUCUUCACGUCUCAGCAGCUGGAGGAGCUGGAGGCAGCGUUCAAAGAAGCCCAUUAUCCCGACGUCUAUGCUCGCGAGAUGCUCAGCCUGAGGACGGAUCUGCCCGAAGACAGGAUACAGGUAUGGUUUCAAAAUCGGAGAGCUAAAUGGCGCAAAACUGAAAAAUGCUGGGGUAGAAGUACCAUAAUGGCGGAGUAUGGUCUAUACGGUGCGAUGGUUCGACAUUCUUUGCCACUACCAGAGACUAUUUUGAAGAGUGCUAAAGAGAACGAGUCAGUAGCUCCAUGGUUGCUUGCGCAAUCGUCUAAGACAAGCGGCUUUAGUCAAGAUUUCGAAAAUAAUCAAGAACUGAUUGACUGUGGGCCCGUAGGGAUGCAUCGAAAGUCGAUCGAAGCGGCGGAACAUCUCAAGUCUGGUGGCGAGGACAGUGGAAACGACCAUAACGGGAGCGGAAGUAGCCCUCAUCAUAAUCAUCACCAGGGUGGACCUACCAGUUCUGAGAGCGGACAAGAGAGCCAAGACGGUAUGGGACCGUCUUCGUCGACAGGAGUCGUACAGGACACAGAGCAACUGAGGAACGAGAGCAUCGCCUGCUUGAGGGCGAAAGCUCAGCAACAUCAGUUGCAACUUAGCUUGCAACCAACGGCAGCUCCAACAGGCAGCUCUUAUCAGACGGGACCGCAAUCGAGCACGCUCCAUGCCUCGGUUUAAUCCUUCUCGUCGACUUUU